Messenger RNA from Asparagus officinalis (garden asparagus), 597 nucleotides. Its product is annotated as NADP-dependent alkenal double bond reductase P1-like. The transcript is spliced from 3 exons. Gene Ontology annotation, molecular function: 2-alkenal reductase [NAD(P)H] activity. NCBI's taxonomy places the organism in Eukaryota, Viridiplantae, Streptophyta, Magnoliopsida, Asparagales, Asparagaceae. The coding region runs from base 1 to 597 and encodes 198 amino acids. The record is from RefSeq and is a predicted model, not a curated record.
AUGGUAAUGGUUCCUGUUGUUAUGGCACAGCCCAUAAGUGGUUUUGGCGUCGGCAAAGUAUUGGAUUCUGGGCAUCCAGAUUUCAAGGUUGGUGACUACGUUUGGGGGAUGACUGGAUGGGAAGAGUACAGCCUCGUUAAUCUUUUGAAGAAGAAAUUUGGGUUUGAUGAGGCAUUCAAUUAUAAGAAGGAAAAGGACCUUAAUGCAGCGUUGAAAAGGUGCUUCCCUGAAGGAAUCGACAUCUAUUUCGAGAACGUAGGCGGAGCAAUGCUCGACGUUGUUCUUCUCAACAUGAGGAACCAUGGCAGAAUCGCCGCAUGUGGGAUGAUAUCUCAAUACAACCUUGAUAAACCUGAGGGUGUACACAACUUGAUGUUUGUUGUCACGAAGCGAUUGAGGAUUAAAGGGUUCAUUGCGUUUGAUUACUUGCCUAUUUAUGAUCAGUUUUUCCAGAAGACUGUGCCGUAUAUAAAAGAAGGAAAGAUCACUUAUGUGGAGGAUGUUGUGGAGGGGCUUGAGAAUGCACCUGCGGCAUUGAUUGGUCUGUUCUCGGGGAGAAAUGUCGGGAAACAGGUGGUGGUGGUUGCUCGCGAGUAG